Molecule: messenger RNA, 1689 nt
Organism: Pelobates fuscus (common spadefoot toad)
Lineage: Eukaryota; Metazoa; Chordata; Amphibia; Anura; Pelobatidae
Product: olfactomedin-4-like
Exons: 5
Coding region: 49-1449 (466 amino acids)
Biological process (GO): signal transduction
Source: RefSeq, a predicted model, not a curated record
AAACAGGUCUGUUUGUAGCACAGAGUGAAGAAUAGAAGCUGAGACAAGAUGAGGCUUUUUCUGAUCAUUGCUCUGUCUGUCUGCCAGGCCAACGCUGCCUCGCUGGAAGUUAAUUCCACAGGAUCACUGGACGAAAAUGGAGUCUGCAAAUGCGCCAUUAUCCUCCCGGAUACGACCUUCCCUGUUGAACGUAUGGAGUUCCUUGAGAUGGCAAAUUAUAACCUGAGUCUCAAUGUCCAGCAGGCGGUCUUUAAGAUACAAAGUUACCAGGUGACACUCGUUGCAUCCCUCCAGAAGUUGAAGAACCUGACCAGGAGGGUGGAGGUGAUGGAGUUGGGUGGAAUCUCUUAUACUGAGCUGGACUUUGAACUGCUGAAGUUAGAAAUAAGAGAGAUGGAAUCCUUAGCUAUCCAGCUCAGAGCUUCCUUCAAUGGAUCUAGUACUUUGGUGGAGACUCUCUUUGUAGAGAUCCAAAACAUAUCCAUCAUGGUGAACCAACUGGAAUCACAUGAUAAGAACAACGUCCUUGCAGUGAAACGAGAAAUUGCCUCCUUACGGAAACGCUUGGAGGACUGUGAGAAGCACCAAGAUAAUCCAGCUGUCCCACCUGUCCCCUACGGAACUUGCAAACAUGGAGGAAUUCGAAACAUCAGCAAACCAUUUGUGGUACAGCUCAACUAUUUAGGGUUUGCCUAUAAGUUUGGAGGUUGGGGCAAGGAUUCAAUGUUAGGGGCCGAUCAGGAUAUCCACUGGGUGGCCCCUCUGACUACGGAUGGGAGAUCCAUGAAUAGUAUACGCUUCUACCCUUCAUACGAUGAUCUCCUGCUCUACAAAAAACCUACAGACAAGGUCCUCACUAAACCUAUAGCAUACAACAAUAUUGACUACUCCAGCAGUGGACAAGGUGGUGGUGUGAUCAUGUUUAAUGAAUCCAUGUACUACAACUGCUACAAUACCAGGGACCUCUGCAAGUUUAAUACAAAAACAAAUGCAGUGGAGCGUAAAACGCUCACAGAUGCCACAUUCAACAAUCGGUUCUCUUAUGCCUCCACUCAGUGGCAAGACAUUGACUUGGCUGCCGAUGAAGAUGGUCUUUGGGUGAUUUAUUCCACAGAGCAGAAUGCAGGAAAUUUAAUUAUCAGUAAACUGAAUCCAACCUCCAUGAUAGUAGAGAAGACUUGGACUACCUCCCAAUACAAGCUUGGAGUUACCAACACCUUCAUGGUAUGCGGUAUUCUAUAUGCAACACGGACUCUUAACACAAGAAGGGAAGAGAUCUUCUACAUGUAUGACACCAAGACAAGUACUGAAGGGAAGCUGAGUAUCCCCUUUGACAAGAUGAUGGAGAACAUUCAAUGUCUGUCCUACAACCCCAAUGACCACAAGCUCUACAUGUAUAAUGAUGGCUACCUGGUCACUUAUGAUCUCAACUAUAACCCACUUCCAUAGACAAUCAGAAUGACCUCCAUAAAGAUCAAGUAACUACGGAUCCCCGCCAGAUUGCCCUAAAGAGUUUUAAACUGAGAGUCUAAACUAUAUCUCUCCAUUUCUUGAAAUCCCCAUCCAGUUCUGUUCUCCUGCAUAACACAGCGUCCACAAUGAAAAUGUAAUUAUUUUUUUAUCAAUACAGCAAGUUUAAUAGAAAUGCAUUAUUAUUUUGUAUACAAACGCAACAAAAUUAAAUGUUUU